Molecule: messenger RNA, 1629 nt
Organism: Acanthosepion pharaonis
Lineage: Eukaryota; Metazoa; Mollusca; Cephalopoda; Sepiida; Sepiidae
Source: the annotation of a GenBank genome assembly
AUGAUCUCUCUCUCUCUCUCUCUUUCUCUCGACUUAUUUUCCAUUCUUUUUUUAAUUAAAUUCGUUUUUUUCAAUCAUUUCUUCUCUCUCUACCUCUCUCUCUCCCUUUCUCCUUCUCCUUCUCUCCCUCUCCUUCAUUGUCUCUGUCACUCUGUCGCUGUUCUCUCUAAUUCUUCGUUUCUCUUUCGUUCUCUUUCACUAUUUCUUUGUCUCGUAUUCGUUCUCUCUCUUUCUCUCUCGUUCUCUCUCACUCUCGUUCUCUCUCACUCUCGUUCUCUCUCAUUCUCAUUCCUCUCAUUCCUCUCGUUCUCUCUCUCUCUCUCAUUCUCUCUUCUCUCUUCUCUCUUCUCUCUCUCUCAUUCUCUCUCUCUCUCUCUCUCUUCUUCUCUCAUUCUCUCUCCUCUCAUUCUCGCUCAUCUCAUUCUCUCUCGUUCUCCCUCCUCUCAUUCUCUCUCAUUCUCUCACUCUCAUUCUCUCUCAUUCUCCCUUUCCUCUCAUUCUCUCUCUCCUCUCAUUCUCACUCUCUCCUUUCCUCUCAUUCUCUCUCAUUCUCUCUCAUUCUCUCUCAUUCUCUUUCCUCUCUCAUUCUCUCUCAUUCUCUCAUUCUCCUUUCCUCUCAUUCUCUCUCAUUCUCUCUCAUUCUCCCUCUCUCAUUCUCUCUCAUUCUCGCUCACUCUCAUUCUCUCUCAUUCUCACUUUCAUCUCAUUCUCUCUCAUUCUCCUUCUCUCAUUCUCUCUCAUUCUCUCUCUCAUUCUCUCUCAUUCUCUCCUCUCAUUCUCUCUCAUUCUCACUCCUCUCAUUCUCUCUCAUUCUCCUCUCUCAUUCUCUCUCAUUCUCUCCUCUCAUUCUCUCAUUCUCUCUCAUUCUCUUCCUCUCAUUCUCUCUCAUUCUCUCUCUUCUCAUUCCUCUCAUUCUCUCUCAUUCUCUCUCGUUCUCAUUCUCUCAUUCUCUCUCAUUCUCUCUCUUCUCUCUCUCUUCUCUCUCAUUCUCUCUCAUUCUCUCUCUCAUUCUCUCUCAUUCUCUUCUCGCUUCAUUCUCUCAUUCUCUCUCAUUCUCGCUCCUCUCAUUCUCUCUCAUUUCCUCUCAUUCUCUCUCAUUCUCUCUCAUUCUCUCUCUCAUUCUCUCUCUUCUUCUCUCUCACUCUCAUUCUCUCUCAUUCUCUCUCACUCUCAUUCUCAUUCUCUCAUUCUCUCUCAUUCUCGCUCUCAUUCUCUCUCAUUCUCUCUCACUCUCAUUCUCUCUUCUCUCUCACUCUCAUUCUCGCUCUCAUUCUCUCUCUCAUUCUCUCUCGCUCUCAUUCUCUCUCAUUCUCUCUCGCUCUCAUUCUCCUCGCUCUCAUUCUCUCUCUCGCUCUCAUUCUCGCUCUCAUUCUCUCUCGCUCUCAUUCUCGCUCUCAUUCUCUCUCAUUCUCUCUCACUCUCAUUCUCCCUCUCAUUCUCUCUCAUUCUCUCUCCUCUCAUUCUCAUUCUCAUUCUCGCUCUCAUUCUCUCUCCUCUCGUUCUCAUUCUCGCUCUCGUUCUCUCUCACUCUCGUUCUCGCUCUCGUUCUCUCUCGUUCUCUCUCACUCUCGUUCUCGCUCUCGUUCUCGCUCUCGUUCUCGCUCUCGUUCUCUCUCAGAUCGACUCUGA